Molecule: messenger RNA, 1034 nt
Organism: Carassius gibelio (silver crucian carp)
Lineage: Eukaryota; Metazoa; Chordata; Actinopteri; Cypriniformes; Cyprinidae
Product: Rieske domain-containing protein
Exons: 4
Coding region: 297-794 (165 amino acids)
Molecular function (GO): 2 iron, 2 sulfur cluster binding
Source: RefSeq, a predicted model, not a curated record
CCUGGUUUAUAGAUGAGAAAAAUACAAUUAUAUCCAACUUUAUACAACUUCAUUUUGAUAUCGGAGAAAUCGCAGUGUAAUUUAGUAAUCUGCCAGUUAGUAGUGUAUCAUUCGGUUUUACACACUGAACAAAGAUGUUAAACGCACUGAGAGGGUCCUGAGCUGAGGGACUGAUAGGGGCUGAACGCAGCAGCCGGUGGGCUUGAGAUAACAGACUAGAACACACUUCAACCAUACAGCACCAAGAUACACAACCAACAGGAGCAGCACAGGAAGAUGUAAUUGAAACCGCAUCCAUGGAUAAAAACAAGCCUUCUCGUAUGUAUUUUAUCGGCAAGAAAGAAGAUUUUGAUCAGGCUAAGAGGAUGAUUGUGACUCUGGAUGGAAGAGAUAUUCUUAUUAUAUAUCACCAAAGAACUUUCUAUGCAAUGGACCUGCAGUGUUACCAUGCCGGCAGUAGUUUGGAGCUUGGAGAUAUUGAGGAAAUCAACAAAAAGCUCUGUAUUGUGUGCCCAAAGCACAAGUAUAAGAUCACUCUGGCUGAAGGUGAGGGGUUAUACAAGGCAGCCAACCCUGCAGAAAAGCUCUCUACUCCACAGUGGUUUUCCAAAGGAAUAAAGCAGAGAGUGCACAAAGUGACGGAAGUAGACGAAGACAUCUUUGUGACAUUGUCCAACUGCCCUGGGUGGGUUGAGUCAGACUAUUAUCAGACUGAGAAGGGCAGGGCAGAACUGAGAAAAGCACAGGAAUCCAAGGAUGGGGAUGAAGAUGCGAAUGCAGAUGAAGACGUUUAGUCUUGCAGCAACCGUGAGACGAGAGCUCCAGGGAUCCUGAGGGGACUGCAUAUAUCAAGAUUGAUGAUUUCAGAGUCGGUUUGCAUGCAUAAAACGACGAUUUGACAUCAUGAAUCAAAAUAAUUUCAUAGUCCUUUUUUGUGUCAGUGCCAGGAUCUCUACAUUGCCAUCAUUCAGUGAUGCCUCUGUCAGCUCUGUUUUGUUGGAUUUUUUUAAAUAAAUGAGUAUAUGUAUACUAAA